AUGGGGACCGAUACAAACACUCGAACAAAGGACUGCUCCUGGUUGGCUUUUUAUUUGGCUCUGCUGCUGCUGCUGGUCGGGAAACAGGCUUUGGCUCAGAUAAGGUACUCUGUUCCCGAGGAGGUACAAGACGGAACUGUUGUUGGAAAUGUUGCCAAGGAUCUUGGCCUUGACAUCACCUCUUUGAUUGCUCGACGGUUCCGUGUUGUGUCUGAAAGUAAGGACGCUAUUUUUGAAGUAAACCAGAAUAAUGGAGCACUGUACGUCAACAAGCAUAUUGACAGAGAGGAGCUGUGUCAGGGCAGCGGUGCAUGUCUCAUGGAGCUAAAAAUCCUUGUUGAAAACCCUCUGGAAAUACACUAUGUAGUUGUAGAAAUUACUGAUAACGACAACGCUCCAGUCAUCCUGUAUCCAGUCAGCUCCAACGGUUCUGCUGAAGGUGUGGAGGAGAUUCCCCGCAAUGUCAACGCAGGACACUUGGUGACUAAAGUCAGAGCCUAUGACGCUGAUAUAGGAUAUAACGGCUGGUUACUCUUUUCACUGCAGGAAGUCACUGACCACAGUCUCUUUGCUUUGGACCGCUAUACAGGACAGAUCAGAACACUUCGCUCAUUCACAGAGACAGACGAGGCUGAGCAUAAACUGCUCAUACUGGUCAAAGACAAUGGCAACGUUUCACUCUCAGCAACAGCUACUGUCAUUGUCAAACUUGUGGAGCCCAGAGAGGCUUUUGCAGCUUCUGAUGUUAAAAGUGCAACUAAAGUUGACGAGGAGGACAAUGUGACAUUUUACCUCAUGAUAACUUUGGGCUCAGUUUCUCUACUUUUUAUCAUCAGUAUCAUCGUGCUGAUUGCAAUGCAGUGCUCCAAAUCCACAGACUAUACUUCCAAAUAUCUCCAAGAGGCUAAUUAUGAUGGGACACUGUGUCACAGCAUCCAGUACAGAUCUGGAGACAAACGCUACAUGUUAGUUGGACCCAGGAUGAGUAUAGGAUCUACUAUAGUCCCUGGCAGCCAUGCCAACACACUAGUGCUCCCUGACAGGAGGAGGGGAUCUGGAGAGGACUGCUCCUGGUUGGCUUUUUAUUUGGCUCUGCUGCUGCUGCUGGUCGGGAAACAGGCUUUGGCUCAGAUAAGGUACUCUGUUCCCGAGGAGGUACAAGACGGAACUGUUGUUGGAAAUGUUGCCAAGGAUCUUGGCCUUGACAUCACCUCUUUGAUUGCUCGACGGUUCCGUGUUGUGUCUGAAAGUAAGGACGCUAUUUUUGAAGUAAACCAGAAUAAUGGAGCACUGUACGUCAACAAGCAUAUUGACAGAGAGGAGCUGUGUCAGGGCAGCGGUGCAUGUCUCAUGGAGCUAAAAAUCCUAGUUGAAAACCCUCUGGAAAUACACUAUGUAGUUGCAGAAAUUACUGAUGUAAAUGAUCACUCUCCUAGUUUUCCUGAAAAAGAACAGACAUUUGAAAUAGCUGAGCAUACAUUACCAGGAAAGCGAUUUAAACUACACACUGCUCGUGAUCCCGAUGCUGGAAUUAACUCUAUUCGUACAUACACUUUAACAUCAAAUGAACAUUUUGAAAUAAAAAUCCGACAAAGCGAAGAAGAUAAAAUACCAUUUUUAGUGCUGAAGAAAUCGUUAGACAGAGAACAAAAGAACAAACACACGCUGCUGGUUACAGCAGUUGAUGGAGGCAAACCUCCAAGAUCAGGGACACUGAACGUUUCUAUUAUUGUUCUUGACAGUAAUGAUAAUCGCCCAAUGUUUAGUCAGGAGAUUUACCAGAUUUCUAUCAUGGAAAACGUUGCAAUCAGUACGUCAGUCUUUAGAAUGAAUGCAACGGAUCUCGAUGAAGACAGUAAUGGAGAAGUUGAAUUCAGCCUCGGAAAAACCUUGCGGCGGAAAGUUUAUGAUAUUUUUGAACUGGACAAAUUAACUGGAGAGAUUAGAGUUAAAGGGGCAGUGGAUUAUGAAGAAAACGAUGUAUAUGAACUGGAUGUAGAGGCUUCAGAUAAAGGAACACCUCCACUGACAGGUGAGUGUAGAGUCAUUAUAAAGACAAUCGAUGUCAACGACAAUGCGCCGGAAAUAGUAGUCACAUCACUUUCAAAUACAGUGUCUGAAGACUCAAAGCCUGGUACAGUUGUUUCGCUCAUCACUGUGAGGGAUAAAGACUCCGGUGUGAAUGGAAAAAUUAUUUCGCUCAUAUCGAAUGACGUGCCCUUUGAAUUAAAGCCCUCCUAUAAGGAGAACACGUACUCGGUUGUCACUAAAGAAUUUUUGGAUCGAGAGGAGGUGUCACAUUAUGACAUUACAAUAAAAGCUACAGAUUGUGGUGAACCUCCCUUAUCUACUGUUAAAACUCUCAGUAUUGAGAUAUCAGAUGUAAAUGACAACAGUCCACAUUUCGACCAAAAUCCAUUACAGUUUUACCUGGUAGAAAAUAACGUUGCUGGAAAUUCAAUAUUCUCUGUCAGCGCAACGGACAAAGAUUUGAAUGAUAACGCAGCUAUUUCCUAUCAUAUUGUGAGAGAAGGGAGUCAGAGUGACGUCAUGUCUUUCCUAAAUAUAAACCCAGAUAAUGGACACAUUUCCGCACUAAAAAGUUUUGACUUUGAAACAGUGAAAACUUUCCAGUUCCAAGUUGUCGCCACAGAUUCAGGAACUCCGUCACUAAGCAACAACGUGACAGUGAACGUGUUCAUUCUGGAUCAGAACGACAACGCUCCAGUCAUCCUGUAUCCAGUCAGCUCCAACGGUUCUGCUGAAGGUGUGGAGGAGAUUCCCCGCAAUGUCAACGCAGGACACUUGGUGACUAAAGUCAGAGCCUAUGACGCUGAUAUAGGAUAUAACGGCUGGUUACUCUUUUCACUGCAGGAAGUCACUGACCACAGUCUCUUUGCUUUGGACCGCUAUACAGGACAGAUCAGAACACUUCGCUCAUUCACAGAGACAGACGAGGCUGAGCAUAAACUGCUCAUACUGGUCAAAGACAAUGGCAACGUUUCACUCUCAGCAACAGCUACUGUCAUUGUCAAACUUGUGGAGCCCAGAGAGGCUUUUGCAGCUUCUGAUGUUAAAAGUGCAACUAAAGUUGACGAGGAGGACAAUGUGACAUUUUACCUCAUGAUAACUUUGGGCUCAGUUUCUCUACUUUUUAUCAUCAGUAUCAUCGUGCUGAUUGCAAUGCAGUGCUCCAAAUCCACAGACUAUACUUCCAAAUAUCUCCAAGAGGCUAAUUAUGAUGGGACACUGUGUCACAGCAUCCAGUACAGAUCUGGAGACAAACGCUACAUGUUAGUUGGACCCAGGAUGAGUAUAGGAUCAACUAUAGUCCCUGGCAGCCAUGCCAACACACUAGUGCUCCCUGACAGGAGGAGGGGAUCUGGAGAGGUAAGGCAUAUUUAA
This is a messenger RNA of Epinephelus lanceolatus (giant grouper), 3405 nucleotides long. Lineage: Eukaryota; Metazoa; Chordata; Actinopteri; Perciformes; Serranidae. The record is from RefSeq and is a predicted model, not a curated record.